Messenger RNA from Amphimedon queenslandica, 647 nucleotides. RefSeq lists its product as uncharacterized. NCBI's taxonomy places the organism in Eukaryota, Metazoa, Porifera, Demospongiae, Haplosclerida, Niphatidae. The coding region runs from base 111 to 647 and encodes 178 amino acids. The record is from RefSeq and is a predicted model, not a curated record. The transcript is spliced from 3 exons.
GACACUAUUCUCAUUCUGAUUCUGGCAUAUAAAUACGUGCAUAUGUACCCUGUCUCUAUCUGACUAUCUCUGCUGCAACUAGUACUCUUUCUACCAAUUUCUGCUCAUCAAUGGCUGAGAGGAAGAAGUCUAAAGGGUCAAAAGGGAACGAAGGAGAGGAAGGGACUGAUGGUUCUAAACAAAAAAGAGGAGGAGGAGGAGGAAAGGAUUCUCAGCAGAAGAGAACAAAAUUAGGUGGAGCUGCUCAUUAUGUACACAAGCGAGUAACAGGACAGCCAAAAUCAACACCUAAGAAGAAAGACGGAAAGAAUGAUUCAUCUGAACCUCAUUAUGAGAUUCCAGCUCCACCUCCUCCUAAUAUGGAAUCAAAAGAAUCCCAACAGCCACAAGGAUGGAAUCCAGCUCCAUGGAAUCCAAAAACUCCAGUUGAGAAGAUCCCACCCAGUGAUGCUAAACACACUGAUCCAGUACAACAAAUGGUAUCAGCAUCAGGAACAGUUAUAUCAUCAAUAGAAGGGACAGAAUUCGAUCAUACUGAACUACCAACUGAAGGAGCUACACCUCUUACUGUAAUGAAAUAUGAUCAUGACGACGAUGAUGAUUCUGCUAAUUGGUACCACAGCAAUCCAGUGAUGAUCCUGAACUGA